AUGGCUAAUAAUAGUGCAGAGCAAGCUCAGCAAGUUCUAGAGACUCAGCAGCCCCAGCAGCCUGCCAAUCUGCCUGCGCCUGCCCCUCAGCAGCCACACCAGCAGCCUGCCAAUGUGUGGACGCCUGAACAUAGGCUACAGCUGCUGGUAGAACAGAUCAUCAAGAACAGUAGUGAGAUCAUUGCACAGCUGUGA
Blastomyces gilchristii SLH14081 is the source of this 195-nucleotide messenger RNA. RefSeq lists its product as uncharacterized. The record is from RefSeq and is a predicted model, not a curated record. The coding region runs from base 1 to 195 and encodes 64 amino acids. Lineage: Eukaryota; Fungi; Ascomycota; Eurotiomycetes; Onygenales; Ajellomycetaceae. The transcript has a single exon.